AUGAAUUUCAAUGGAACACCUUUUUUUUUACGUGCAUUAGCUAUUGAUCAGAUUGAACGAAAAUUAUAUCAAUUAUUGGAUACACUUGAUAUUUGUAUUAGUGGAUUAGAUGGUUGCUAUGCUAUUUAUUUUAUUCAGAUGGAAAGAAUGAAUUUAAAUGGAAAUAAUUUUCUUAAAAUUAAUGGUACUGAUAUAGCUCGACUAUUGGGUUUAACAAUUGAUAUUAUCACUCAAAGAACUUUUUGGAUUGAUAGACGUUUACAAAGAUUAAACAUAGAAACCUACAAUGUAUUUAUUAUUAAAUAUAAAGUAAAUGAUCGAACAUUGAAGGUAAAUUUAAUUUUUAUAUUGUAUUAG
This is a messenger RNA of Rotaria sp. Silwood1, 357 nucleotides long. NCBI's taxonomy places the organism in Eukaryota, Metazoa, Rotifera, Eurotatoria, Philodinida, Philodinidae. The record is from the annotation of a GenBank genome assembly.